CCUUACCUUCCCCGCCAUAUUCCACCAUGUUGUCGAUGCGGUUAGUCGCCCGCGCUUCGCCGAGGGCGUUCGCCCAGCAGUGCCUCCGGACCUCCAGACAGGUUGCGUCUCCCUUGAGACUAUCGGCCGUUCAGACUGCAUGGAGACAACCGACGACGACGAGACUUGCUUCAGCGUUCUCUACUUCGUCAAGAUGCUUUCAAAACGAUGAGCUCGUCGCAAAACUGAGAUCGGAGAUCUCGUUGGAAAACGAAGCCACGGAUACGGAAACGUAUAAAUCGGGAAUCAAGGAAUUCCUGGAGUCCACCCAGUUCAAUCUCCACGAUACGCCUGGUCAAGAAGAAGUUGUCCUGACCAAGAAAUACAACAAUGAGAACAUCCGUGUAUCCUUCUCCAUCGCCGACAUCAACAACGCGCAACCUACCGAAGAACCCUACGACGAGGAUAACGCGCUCUACGACGAAGACGGCGCCGAAACCUCCGAAUACGCCCAAGAGUCCCGCAGCAACAAAGGCGCCAUCAACAGCUCCACCCGCUCCGGCCCCGCCUCCACCGCCCCCGAAGACCGCCUCGCCCCCGCCGACCGCGAGGAGCUCGACGAGGACGACUUCGAGGGCGAGGAGGGCCAGGACGUCACGUUCCCGUGCCAGGUGAACAUCCAAGUGACGCGGGACGGACAUCCCGGCGCGCUGGACAUCGCAGCGGUGGCGGAUAGCGGCGACUUGGUAAUUGAGAACGUGGCGUAUUUCCCUAGCGGCGAGGUCGCAGAGGGCGCGACGAGCGAGAUGCGGAACAAGCGUCGCGGGCUGUAUUCCGGGCCGCCGUUUGGGAAUCUGGACGUCGAGCUGCAGACGAUGAUGGAGAAGUAUCUGGAGGAGCGUGGUGUGGGUGUGCAGAUGGCGAUGUUUGUCCCGGAGUAUGUAGACUACAAGGAGCAGAAAGAAUACGUGAGGUGGCUUGAGAAUGUCGAGCAAUUCAUGAAAUGAUUUUCUAGGCAGGAUAUGGGGUCUCAGUGUGUAUAAUUAUCUUAAAGGUGGCUUCUUAAUUGUAUUAUCAUCUUCCUUCUCUCACGUAUGCCGCGCAGUCUAUUACUAUUGUGAAUGUGCUUGUGCUACGUAAAUAGGCUAGGGUGCCGAAGCUUAGUGUGCUACAAUUCUAUUGAUGAACAUGCUUG
Eremomyces bilateralis CBS 781.70 is the source of this 1174-nucleotide messenger RNA. RefSeq names its product mitochondrial glyco protein. The record is from RefSeq and is a predicted model, not a curated record. Gene Ontology annotation, cellular component: mitochondrial matrix. The coding region runs from base 27 to 986 and encodes 319 amino acids. The transcript has 4 exons. Lineage: Eukaryota; Fungi; Ascomycota; Dothideomycetes; Eremomycetales; Eremomycetaceae. Gene Ontology annotation, biological process: cytosolic ribosome assembly.